Gadus chalcogrammus (walleye pollock) is the source of this 4282-nucleotide messenger RNA. RefSeq lists its product as uncharacterized. The transcript is spliced from 11 exons. The record is from RefSeq and is a predicted model, not a curated record. Gene Ontology annotation, cellular component: membrane. The coding region runs from base 1427 to 2401 and encodes 324 amino acids. NCBI's taxonomy places the organism in Eukaryota, Metazoa, Chordata, Actinopteri, Gadiformes, Gadidae.
GUCACGUUUUUUUCACUUUGAGUUUGAGCACUAUAUGUUUUUGUAGAGAUAUAUGAUGCAAACAUAGUAUACUAGUGUGUUGUAAACCUGUCUUCACUGAGUCCAAACAGAACUGAGUAGGAUGUUUACAAGUCAUCGGUACACAAGAUGACCAACAGAAAGUAAGAGUUCAGAGUCAAUCAUCGAUCAGUGAGUCAAUCAUUCAUCCGUUUGUCUGAUUGAUGACCAGAAAUAGAUAUGUUCACAGGUGGAUUUUAUUAAACGGGGCAAACCACUCCAAAAGACAGGAAUAUGAUGAUCCUGUCCGGUGUCUGCGGGCCCCGGGGGGGUCGAUGGAGAGGGGGCCUCUGUCUGGAGGGCCUUGUGUGGGAGUCAGAUGUUAUCAUCCAGCACCGGGCCGCCGUCUGAGCCGAGGUUGGAGUGAAGGAGAGAGGAAUGGCAGCCCUUUGCGUCUCAUUAAUGUUCUCCUGAAGGCGGCCAGACCACCGGGGCCGGACGGACGUUACACGUCACAUGCACCCAGGGCGGCCGAUUGGAACCGGGUUACCGCGGUAACCAGGUGAGGUAACCCGUUUCCACCGGAAGGAAAACCCUGUGAGGAGACCUAAGGUAAUCGGAACUGGGUUCGAGUCCCGGCGGCCAAAGGGUCGUGGGUUCCAUCCCUCCUCUACUGAAUGAUUAGACCCUCACCAGGGCAUACUCAUCACAGACACACGCCAACCCCGGUGGUUAACGUGGCGGUGAGGGAUUCCACCGGCGCCUUUAGCCAAAGCCACCUCGGAGGGAGGCUGAGAACAAUCAGGCAGAGGAGAUUGUACUUGUGGUUGAAGAAAGGAAGUGUGCUGCAUGAGGUUCGUAUUGAACGUCGUGACACCUGCAGCGCUGAGAGAGGCCGCGGGAUCGGGAACAGAAGGGGAGAGGGAAGAAAUGGGAAUGUUUGAUCUGGGAUUAUUGUUUCUUUUUUUGAGAUGAAAAGAAACGGGAAUACUUUGGACUCGGCCAACCCAGCCCCGCUGCCCCGGGGCCCAUGAGCAAUCGCUGUGAGACGGGGAGACGGCAUGAGGAGUCGCUGUGUCACAGCCACCAGCAUCUGAGGCGGGUCCUGUCAUCUGAGGGUCCAGUGACGGCCGAGCCUUCCGGUGGACAUUGAUUUCCUGUUGUCUCUGAUUCAUCACUUCCUUUACACACAAGAUGUCCCAGCCUGCUCGGCUGUCCCUGGUCUAAACGCAUGGCAUCACACCAGAGAGCAGCUGAAGUCGAUAUCCACCGCUAUGGAAGGGCCUCGUUUGGUUACGUUGUGGCAGAUGGAGCGUCUCGGGGUCAGAUGUCGGAGCAGAGGAUUAGCGGAUUACCUCCCGUACCCUCGUCCCCCUGACCUUCACACAGUUUGAGGGGUACCUCAUCGCCUCCAUGAGGAGUGAGGCUGAUGGGGCUGUGUGUGCUGUGUGUUGGGGUGUACGCGGAGGUGGAGCGCCAGAAGAACCGCACCCUGGAGGGGGUGUUCCUGGCCCCGGCCGUGGUGCUCAUCCUGCUGGGGCUGGUGAUGUUCACCGUGUCGCUGGUGGGCAUGGUGGGCUCGCUGAGGGACAACAAGACCCUGCUGCACAUGUUCCUGUGUGUUCUGUGUGUGCUGCUGCUCCUUCAGGCCGUGGCUCUCAUCACCGCGCUCAUCUUCGAGAAGAAGACCUCGGCUCUGUUCCAGAAGAGCAUCCGAGAGGGGAUCAAGCACUACUACGACGACCUGGACUUCAAGAACAUCCUGGACUUCGUGCAGCAGAAGUUCUCGUGCUGCGGCGGGGACGAGUAUAAGGACUGGAGCGUGAACCAGUACCACUUCUGCAACGGCACCGGUCCGCUGGCCUGUGGCGUGCCGUACACGUGCUGCCUGCAGCACGAGGUUGGAGAAGUGGUCAACACAUUCUGUGGCUACAAGACCCUUACUCAACAGCGCGAGGCGUUGCACGAGCUGAUACACGUGCGCGGCUGUAUCCACGCCGUCAACCUCUGGAUGAGCGACAACAUCGGGAUGACGGUGGCCCUGUGCUGCGCCAUCGGCCUGCCCCAGCUGCUGGGCAUCAUGCUGAGCUGUGCCUUCUGGAACCUUCUGGUGGACAUGAGCGAGUCCACCGACAUGGUGGACUUCCGGCUGCUGAAGAAGUCGUUCCAGUACAGCGAGCUGGACCUGGCGGGCGCCGGCUGGUGCAUGUGUCUUCCCCGGGACGGGGGCUACCUGCCGGUCCCGGCCAGCGAGCCCGAGCUGGACCCCAUCGACCUCCACCUGCAGAAGCUGAAGAAGCAGCCCCCCCGCACCCACUCGCAGCUCCGCGAGCUGCAGGAGUCGCUGUCGGCCACGGGUCUGGACGAGGUGGACGCCGGGCGCAAGAUCAAGAGGGAACACUGAGACGCAGGGGGGGGUCCUUCGGGCGUCGCCGCGUCUCCACGUCUCCGCUGUUCCUCGUAGCGCUUCGGGUUUUGUUUUCGAGGUUUGGUUUUGGUUCGGUUCUUCCGUUGGAUUGGUUUGUUGAUUUUUGGUUUGGUUGUUGUACAGUUGUUGGUUUGUCUUGUCGGAAGUCUUGUUGCACUACUUAAAAAGAUGAAGCUAUCUAUCGAAGAAUCGGGGGGGGUUUCGGUUGUUCGGAAGGAAUUUGACGCGACUUAGCACUUUUUUCGGUUAAUUCAGUUGCUUUAUGGCAAAAUGUGAAAAUCAAACGCAGCUGUUAGGUUUUUGAAACCCAAAUAGUUUAAGUUUAUCGACGGUUAGAAAUUAAAAGUAUAUUCUGCGAUAUCGGUUGUAUCAGUACGGUUUGUCUCCGUACCGCCAACUAGUGGCAGACCAGGGGAUACCGGACAGGCAUGGUGCACUACUGUAACCAGGGCUUUAAAUUUACAUUUAAAUGUUUGCUUCUGGAAUGUUCCACUCCAGAGAACCGUUUAAAAGCAGUUCAGUUACUGCGAGGACGUAAGCUCUUAUCCUACGUAUUAUCACUGGAGCUUUGUUUUUAUUUGAAACCAACUCUAGCUGUGCGAUUUAGCAACUCAAGUACUUUAAAGUAAAAUUUAUAUCCAAGUCCUUCAGAAAAAGAUGAUUGGGUGUUUUUCCAUCUCAGAGUGAACUGCCUCGGAGCUCACCGGAACCAUCAAUACUAAUCUGCCGUGGUGCUGAGCUCGCUGUAUUUAACUUUAUUUAAACAUCGGGUUUCUCUUCUGGCGAUCGGAAAAAGAACCAUGUAUACAUUGAGACAUUUCUGUUCAUGUUGAGUUAUUCUAUACAUAUUUCAGGUAUCAACCGUUUGUUUUUUACAUAAAUGUUUUGUGCAUUUUUUACUUGUAUAAUGAAGUUAAUUCACCAUUUCACCUUUUUGAUCAGCUCUUUUUUUUUUUAUGUAAUAUUUUACUAGUGUUACCAGUUUCUGGUGAAACGAUGUCAUUUCGUACUUUGAAGAACAGAAACAGAUUAAACCUUUUAGACGCUUUUCUCUCUUGAUUUCCGUGUUCUAGGUGGUGUUUAAUCCAAGCCGAGCGCUCAGAGUGCUGCUGCUUACCUCAGGCCGUUUCCCACGGCCCCGCGUCCCCCAACACUAUUCAAACAAACAAGCUUCUGAUAAGGGUCCCAAUGUCGGACCAGUAUGAAGGGGCCACACAUCUUGCGUGCUGCAUCUGUGACUGAUUUAGUAUGUACGUUUUUUUAUGAUUUUUUUAUUUGUGCAAUGGGUUAAUAUUGUAAGAUUGACAGCUGUGGAGUAAAGACAGGAAUGCAUGUUUUGUAACGUAUGACGACUUAUUAACAAACCGCUGUACAGUUGUGAUGGGUUAUUUUUAAGGGGUUCUCAGUCCAUUGUAUAUUUUUAAUGACUCUUUUCGUUGGUCCGCGUGUCUAAAGUCCAGCUGAAGUAAGGUUCAGGCGUUCUUUAUCGGGUGGGUCUCAUGUGCUGAGCGGCCCUCAUGCCUUGUGUCUACACUGCUGGUCUUGUCAAUAAAACAGAAUUUGUCUACUGAAACUGAAGCUCGCGUGUUGCUUUUUUCUGUAGAGUGGUGCCGAUCCGAUACCAUCACGUGACUAGCUCAUUUACUACUCAGGAACAGAACAUCACAAACAAGUGCAGUGUUAUUCUGCGUUCGUUAAGGGUGGAAGAGGUGGAAAGUCUGAAUUGGUAUCGCGUCAUCUCCGACCUACGUGUGCUCGAGCUAAUACGUCGGAAAAACGUGGAUGUUUGUUGCUGCCGCUGGGAUAGUGCUGCGUUUUAUAUCCAUCCGUCUCGGAGGUCCGAGGACGUUGCCUAGC